Molecule: messenger RNA, 1768 nt
Organism: Owenia fusiformis
Lineage: Eukaryota; Metazoa; Annelida; Polychaeta; Sabellida; Oweniidae
Source: the annotation of a GenBank genome assembly
UGGACACUAAACUGGAUCAAUCCGCAAUGACACUAAACUAGUUCAAUUUGGUUCAAACCGAUAUGACGUUAAACUAGCUCAAUUCGAUAUGACACUGAGCUAGUUCAACAUCGAAAUGACUGUUAAUUUCGCAAUCAUUAUAGUUUGCAUUUGCCGGUGGAAUUUAUAACUAUAUAAGAGAAAUCUGUCCAUAUAGGUUCUUCCGCAUGAGAUAAGGUUUACACGUGCAAUGUGCGUAACUAGACACCGUUUCAACCAAUGAUAAAGAAGCACAAGAAGGCCGGAUAAAUUAGACACAUAUCAUAUGUGGGAUUAGUUGGAUUUGGAAUUAAAUAUGAUGACGGCGAUUCUGUAUCGGAUUUCAUUCCUGGUGCUUCUAUUUGAACUAAGAGAAUGUGCCAGAACCAAGAGACAAUCGUCACUAAGAGUUAUCCGCAAUACGACUAUUCCCUGCGUCCAAGCCGAGGCUAUGGGCCUUAGCAUCAAACGGGAGUUAACAGAUGUGGAAAAGAUGGCUAUUUUCCGAAGGAAAGGCGGUUACAUUAACCCAGAUUAUGUGUCGGUGGACGAAAAUGGAUCGAAUGAGUUCAAAGAUUUGGUAAUGAUGUCCGAACGAUACAAGGAGGAAAUCAAGCUUUCAAGGAAAUUCGACGUUCUCAGAGACAACCUGAAAUUGAAGGAUGUUCUCAUAACAGACAUACAAGAAUUUUUUACUGAGUUACAGAAUGUGACAAACUUACUCCCAACGAAUCUUUUCCAAUUGAUAGAAAACAAACUGGGAAUGGCGAAAGAAGUCAUACAGAGUAUUUUAGAGUUGGAAAAAUUUGCCACUAGCCCUAACAACACGGAGUUGACUGAAGCCAGGGAGAAGUUCCUCGAGUAUCUCAUAGAGACUCUAUCUGUAGGCAGUGAUUAUGUUAGUCCAUUAGACGCCGGGCUUGGGCAAACUUCAUACACAUCGCCGACUGGUGACGUUACGAACAUAGAGUACUGCCUCCCGAGGGGCUCGGAGACUGAAGAUGGCUUCUUGCAUCUCUGCACAACAUGUUCUGCUACAACGAUACUGUCCGAAGAUAAGUUUCCUCGAUACAUCAAUGAAGCUGUGUGUUCUAACUACGACCGGGAAUGUAUGUCAGCUGUAGAUACAAGUCACGGCAUGUGUAAGCAGAAGGUGUUCAGUUUGAAUUUACUCCAGAAACAAAGUGGAAUGUGUAUUUUAGCAACGGCUCAAGGUCAGACAGUGCUCGUAGACGAGUGGGCGCUUUAUACCCAACCUAUCCGAGUCUGUUGCGAGUGCACCAUCGACAGGCGAUCAUUUUUCGCCCGUUAUGUCCCACCGAGUACGGAACCAUCUCCCAGUACCGACGAAGCUAAGGGUGCUCCGAAAAACCCUAGUCCAAAAGACGGAUUAUAGUCGAAGAUCGGAUGUAUUCACUGAAGUUAAUAAGUGAGGAUCUGAGUUGUAAAGUGCAUCAGAAAGCUAGGCUUCCCACUGGUGUAUAAUUAAGCUGUACAUAGGAUUUACGAUGGAAGAAAUUGGAGGACACGCUCUUGUAUGAUACGCCCUUUCACCCAUGCUUUUUCUGCCCAAAUAGCAGAUGUGACAGAUAUGUGACUUGCCUGAAGUCCAGCCCUUAACUACUGUAAUCACACUGGUAAUCUGGUUGCACUGCAUUAUAUCUGCUGAUGUACUGUAGUUUGAAAUACGUGAGCAUAUGUUGAUCAUUGUGAUUAUUCAUCACCGACUUUCGUUAAUCAAAAUACGAGU